This is a messenger RNA of Gastrolobium bilobum, 513 nucleotides long. RefSeq lists its product as uncharacterized. Bases 1 to 513 code for a protein of 170 amino acids. The record is from RefSeq and is a predicted model, not a curated record. The transcript has a single exon. Lineage: Eukaryota; Viridiplantae; Streptophyta; Magnoliopsida; Fabales; Fabaceae.
AUGGAUAUCAAUUUUCAAGCAAAACCCGUCUCCCCAAUACCUCUCUUUGUUGUUUCUCUGUUGAUCUUUUUCUUAAUGCCUUCAACCUCUGCCCAAAACACCACUGCAUACGAUGUCCUUCAACAGUACAACUUCCCAAUUGGGAUUCUUCCCAAAGACGCGGUUGGCUACAAAUUGGACAACUCCACCGGCAAAUUCGAAGUGUACCUAAAUAAUACUUGCUCAUUUAAAAUUCAAUCUCACAAGCUGAAGUAUAAGUCCACCAUAUCGGGUGACAUCACGGAGGACAAGAUCUCCAACUUAGAUGGAGUUCAAACGAAGGUGCUUUUUCUAUGGGUAAAAAUUAGGUCAGUCACUCGCCAAGACAACGAGCUCCAAUUCUCAGUUGGAGUUGCUUCUGCACAUUUUCCUGUCAGUAAUUUCAAUGAAAGCCCGACUUGUUAUAGUGAUUUUGACAAUGUCAAAGGGAUUGGGAAUCAUGUGAACAAGUCCCCUAAUUUUAUUCUAUCUUAA